GUAGCAGAUCGGCGCUCUCCCCGUGGAAGACUCUCUGUACUUUGCCUUCUUGACACACCUUUUGUUGUCUCGUCUAGCUAGAGUCGGCUAACGGUUGCUAGCGAGCAUCACCCGCCUCGACUACCCGACAACAGUAAAGUGAAGUUGGGAAAACAGAGUUAUUCUGAAGCCGAGGGAGUCGAGGAGUGACGGCCAACACACUGCCAGGAUGAGUGGUGAUGAAUUGAACCCAGCUGCAGUGGCUCAACCAGUGGAGGAUGUGCAGGGGGAUGGACGGUGGAUGUCACAGCACACAAGAUUUGUGCAGGAGUGUAAGGAUGCUGAACCAGACGUGCUUUUUGUGGGGGAUUCUAUGGUACAACUAAUGCAGCAGUUUGAGGUCUGGAGGGAGUUAUUCUCUCCUCUUCAUGCGCUCAACUUUGGCAUUGGAGGGGACACCACCUGCAAUGUGCUGUGGAGGCUGCAGAAUGGAGAGCUGGAGAACAUCCGUCCCAAGGUGGUGGUGUUGUGGGUAGGAACCAACAAUUACGAACACACAGCGGAGCAAGUUGCAGGAGGAAUCCUUGCUAUUGCACAGCUGCUCAUCUCUCGCCUCCCCAAAGCAAAGAUAGUUGUACUGGGUUUGUUGCCUCGAGGCGAGCGUCCCAACCCACUGAGGGAGAAGAACGCUGCCGUUAACGGGUUCCUGCGCUCCUGGCUGCCGCGGCUAGGCAAGGCUCAGUACCUGGAUGUGAGCGGGGAGUUCGUCCACUCAGAUGGAACCAUCAUCCCGCAGGACAUGUUUGACUUCCUCCACCUGACGUCGACGGGCUACCGCAGCGUAGCGAAGCCCCUCAGCGACCUGCUGCUUCAGAUACUGGAGGAGACGCCGGAGGAGAGACGGGCGUCGCUGGUUUGAGGGCCGCGGCCGAGCAGCACAUUUACCCAGAGGCAUGUCUCACCUGCUGCUGUGGGAGAUGGGGGAGACAUGUCCCUGGUAUCUGCUGGAGGAAGGGCUCACUCAUAGGGGGGAGAGGCACCCCGAUGUGAGUGGGCCCAGAGAGGGGGUGUGGGAUCACAUCAUGAGCAGAGGGUUGGGUGUGGAGAGGUGCUGAAGAGGGAGAGAGACCUCACUACAGACGUAGACACUGUGAUUGCAGUAGUAACUAUUGCAAAAGGAUUUAUCAAGGUCAAACUACUAUAUACUGAGAUCAUGUGGCGCGCACACACACACAGAUUAAUCUUAGCCUGUGGAUAAAAUGUGUGUUUCUCUCUGUCACCUGUGCCGCAGAGAUAUGAUACAAAACAGAAAAACACAAUCUGAUUUUUUCCUCGUCUUGUUAAACAGUUAAAUCUGCGGCCGCCCUGUUAACGCAUGAGAACCCCAGUGCAAACAUACUCACAGAGCAUCAUCCAGCAUUGUUCAAUGUUACGAGUCUGACCAGUAUGCCACAGAGCAGCGGUUCCCAACCUGGGGCUGAGGGCCCCAAAGGCGUCACAAAAGCUGUUACACAAAAUUCUGUUUAUUUUUUCCGACAACAAUCUGAGACAAUCUGAGAGUCUCCUUUUUAAGGGUCCACAAGUCCAAAAGGUUGGAACCAUAGCCACAAAGGGGCUACUGCUAAGAUACACACUAUGUAUUGCAGUGAUUCUGCGUAAAGCGUAAACCUGUGAAACAAACGGCAUAUAAAAUAAUUACACAAAUUCACUAUGAUAGUUUUGUGAGUCCAGCUCUUGAUGUGUACUAUUUCAUAUAAUCGGCUGAACACGGAGCACUUAGCCGGCUAGAUGUUCACCUUUGAACUCGGUGUGUAACUCUAGAUGUCUUUUGAAACUGUUAAUCAAUACUAAAUAGAUCGGUGUGUGUCUGGAGAGUUAACUAGCUGUCCACAGACCACACAUACAGCAGAUCACUGCUGCAUUCCUGUAAAUGGUCACUCAAACCUGAUGUUGGUGUUUCGCUGCGUGCAUGUUUUAAGACGAGCCUCAGCUUUGGUGUAGAUCAUCAGCCAACGCUUGUGUGUGUGUGUGAAAUUCUUGACUACCAGCCAUGAUCAUGUGUUCAUACGUAUCAGUUAGUGAUGCCCAGUAAGGCUGUUGAAUCUACUUGUCUGAUAAUGUGCAUAGGUCUUCCAAACACCACCUGCUGCUUACAUGCACAUCACAUCCAGCUAGUUUAUUUACACUGUAUUUGUAGAGUUACAGUGCACCAUUUGGGACCAGGUAAAUCUACUCUUACAUUUCAUUUUAAUGUCUAAAAAAAACAAGGAGGUUAAAUAUUUCAGAUGUUUUGUAUUGUUAAACUAAGUCUUAACAGCUUUUAAAAUCAUGCUCCUAAUGGCUUCUUGACUUUGUCCUCGAUAUCUGUUAAAGGACAUGUUUGAAUAGAAAAAGAAAUCUCCACACAUCAUUUCAGGCCAUGAUAUUGCAGUGUCUUGAUGAGUAUGUGUGCUCUGUUUUUCAGCAGUAUUGCCGUGCAACAGUGCACUUGAUUUCAUUGUUUUUUUUUUACAGCCAUGUAAAAACAGUUCACAGUAGCUCCUGCCGUCGCCUCACAUUGCUGAGCACAGCAGGAGGUAUUCCUUUUAAAAACCCAGAUUGAUUUGGGACAGUUUCUUUCCGUACCUGUAACUCACACUAAUAUCAAACACUCACAGGCUCUCUCUCCCUCCCUCUCCCUCCUCAACACUUGCAUAUACAGUAUUUUCUCUCCGAGGCACCUCUUUAUUCUGUUUCUCACCACCUCUUUAUUUCUCUCCCUGUUGUAUUUGUAGUUGACUCUAACCCAGCCGUGCCACCCUGGGACCUGACAUCUCCACAUGACACAGUUACUGAAUAUUUUUAAGAAGAAAAAGUAGCCACAUGGUAAAGCUACUGAACACAGCUAUACUGAAUAUUGUCACGCUAAAUGCUAAAAAGCAAUCGCAGUUCAUGUAAAGAGAACCAUUCGUCUGUGAGCUUAUACCGAGAGUCUUUUGUCGAGCAUUAAAUUAUCCGACGCUACUGCUGUCUUAAGCUCUGCACAUGCGCGUGCUGUGUUAAAUAUAAAUAGUGUAUGUGUGUGUGCCUUAAGUGUUCAUGGGGACGGCUGUGUACAGUGUGUCUGGUACUGGAUUGUGUAAGGUGGGCGUAUGAGUGUCUAGAAGUGACCCCAGUUGUAUAUAAGACAUGUGAAGCUUGAGGAAAUGAUGUUUGAAGGGGGUUCAGAUUGUGGGCGUCUGUGUUUGGUGCGAUACAGCAUUUGCACUGUUUUGGCUCGUUGUCACGUUACUGAGGUAAAG
Molecule: messenger RNA, 3260 nt
Organism: Chelmon rostratus (copperband butterflyfish)
Lineage: Eukaryota; Metazoa; Chordata; Actinopteri; Chaetodontiformes; Chaetodontidae
Gene: pafah1b2
Product: platelet-activating factor acetylhydrolase 1b, catalytic subunit 2
Exons: 6
Coding region: 209-898 (229 amino acids)
Source: RefSeq, a predicted model, not a curated record